Messenger RNA from Caenorhabditis briggsae, 1269 nucleotides. The transcript is spliced from 5 exons. The record is from RefSeq and is a predicted model, not a curated record. Lineage: Eukaryota; Metazoa; Nematoda; Chromadorea; Rhabditida; Rhabditidae. Bases 1 to 1269 code for a protein of 422 amino acids.
AUGUCUUUGUAUACGGCAGCCGAUGGUCUGCUUGGAACCCAUGUAACAUGGGGAGAAGUUGAAGAACAGAUGCAGAAAGCGUUGGAUACUUCUGCCAAGUUUGGAGAUGACAAGACUGUUACAAACAUUAGUGAUAUGAAGGGAUUCAUGUCAAGAAUUGCUCUUGUUGAGCCGCAUUGGGUUGGAGCUUCUGAUGAUGAAGAGCUUCCUGAGAAGUUCAUUGUCAAAAUUUCUUCUCAACUUCCUUUCAUUGAAAUGACAAAACUGAUGGACUUUAAUGCUGAGGAGUUUUGGGAUGAUGCGAAAUUGAAAGGAAUGGGAGAUAUGACACGUAUGCUGCAUAACAGAGAAGUAUCAACUUACAAGAUUUUGAUGAGAGAAAAGCAUCCGAGAAUUCCUUUCACCAAGAUCUACGCUUUGAAACCAUUCGAUGAUGAGAACACUUUGAAAGCUUACAUCAUCUCGGAGUACAUUCCAGACCUUCAUCAUAUUGGAAUGCAUGAAAGUAUUUCAGCUGAAGACCUUCUUCCAAUUGUCCACGCAAUCGCCGCAUUUUCUGCCUUCGGAAUGAAAUUGAGUGAAGAGGAGACUAAAUAUGCUCAAGGAGCUGAUUUCCUUGACAUUGUCUUCGGUCAAUUCAUGGACGAAAAAACGAUAACAAAAUCUGAAGAUAUGAUGAGAGCUGCAUUUUCGGCUGAUUACUCUGAAAAGGUUGAGAAAAUGCUGAAAAUCAAUAGAGAUUACUAUUUGAAUCCGAAAAUGUUAUCAAACUUCAAGAAGACUUGCGAUUUCUUUGGAUACAAGCCAGUUCUCACUCAUUCUGAUUUGUGGAGUUCCAACUUUUUGUGCAGUCGAGAUGGGGAGAAAGUAACACUAAGAGCUAUCAUUGAUUAUCAGACUGUAACAGUUACAACUCCUGCACAAGACGUUGGAAGAUUGUUUGCAUCCUGCUUAUCGACCAAAGACAGAAGAGAAAAAGUAGAUUUCUUGCUGGAGGAAUACUACAAAACAUUCGUAAAAGAGCUUGAUGGAAUGGAAGUUCCUUACACUCUACAGAAUCUUAAGGAUAGUUAUCAAGUAUAUUUUCCUCUUAUGAGUUCUAUGGUUCUUCCUGGAAUCGCUCCUCUGCUUGAGCAUGCUCAUGUCUCCGAAGAAUACAGAGAAGCGAUGAAAGAAGUAGCAAUGGCAAAAAUGGUUGGACUACUGGAAGAUGUCAUUUCUACUCAUGAGAGCAGCAUUCAAAAGUUCCCGAAGUAUUUUGAAUUUUAA